CAAAAAACCCCUUCCGCCUAAACUCACAACCACAAAUCUCUCAUCUCAUCUCUCUCACAGUUCAUACACUAAUUCUUUGGUCGUCUCUCUUCAUCUCAACCAAAGAAUGAAAGGGUAUUAUUGAAGAUCAGUGUGAAGGAAGAAGAGAAAAUAACAAAAAAAUGGCCGAAUUUAUAAUAAAUGUUGCGUCAGUAAUUGUAACACCAAUAGGAAAGUAUGUGAUUAAACCAAUUGGAAAUCAACUUGGUUACAUUGUUUUCUACAACAGAAACAAGAAUGAGAUUAAAGAGCAACUUGAAAGUCUUGAGACUACUAAAAAGGAUUUGGAUCUAAGGGUUGAAGAUGCAAAAAGCAAGGCAUAUACCAUCUUUACGAAAGUUUCAGAGUGGUUGGUCGCUGCGGAUGACGAAAUAAAGAAAUCUGAUGAGCUAUUCAAUUCCAACCCACCUUGCCUUAACUUUCUCCAACGACACCAACUAAGUAGAAAGGCAAGGAAGAGGGCGACGGAUAUCCGCCGACUCAAAGACGGAGGAAACAACUUUCUGGAAGUUGGUUGUCCUGCCCCUUUACCGGAUACUAUGAAUACUAUUGUUCCUGAAGCUUAUCAAACUUUAGGAUCAAAAACCUCAAUGGCCAAGCAAAUUAAGGACGCCCUUGCAAAACCUGAGGUAAGAAAGGUUGGAAUCUAUGGUAUGGGAGGUGUUGGAAAAACAUAUUUGCUCAAGGAAGUUAAGAAAUUGGUGUUGGAAGAAAAAUUGUUUGAUCUAGUGAUUGAUGUGACUGUAGGUCAAUCUAAUGAUGUAAUGAAUAUGCAACAACAAAUUGGAGACUUCCUCAAUAAAGAAUUGCCAAAGAGUAAGGAGGGAAGAACAUCCUUUCUACGAAAUGCAUUGGUGGAAAUGAAAGGUAAUAUCCUGAUCACAUUCGAUGAUUUAUGGAAUGAAUUUGAUAUCAUAAACGAUGUUGGAAUUCCGUUAAGUAAAGAAGGAUGUAAGACACUUGUCACAAGUCGUUUUCAAAAUGUUCUAGCCAAUAAAAUGAAUAUAAAAGAGUGUUUUAAGGUGACUUGUCUAGACGAUGAAGAGUCUUGGAAGUUUUUUAAGAAAAUUAUUGGUGAUGAGUUUGAUGCAAAAAUGGAAAACAUUGCAAAGGAAGUGGCCAAACAAUGUGGAGGAUUACCACUUGCACUUGAUAUCAUUGCAAAAACAUUAAAGAGAUCAAGACAUAUAAAUUAUUAUUGGGAGGGAGUGUUAAGUAAGCUGAAAAAUUCAAUUCCGGUGAAUAUUGACGUGGGUGAAAAAGUUUAUGCUUCACUUAAACUAAGCUAUGAACAUUUGGAUGGAGAAGAAGUCAAAUCACUAUUUCUUCUUUGUAGCGUAUUUCCAGAUGAUCAUGGGAUUUCAGUAAACGAUCUGCAAAUGUAUGUGAUGGGUAUGGGACUAUUGAAAAUGGUAAAUACUUGGAAGGAAGCAAGAGCUGAAGCACAUUACUUGGUCGAGGAUCUUACAUCAUCUUCUUUACUUCAACGACUUAAGAAUAGAGAUGUUAAAAUGCAUGAUAUAGUUCGUGAUGUUGCAAUAUACAUUGGACCAGACUUUAACAUGUCUACACUUUACUAUGGAUAUAGUACAAGUAGCAAAGGGCUAGAUGAGGAUAAAUGUAGAUCUUAUCGUGCAAUCUUUGUAGACUGUAAGAAGUUUUGCAACCUUCUUCCAAACUUGAAGCUUCCAAAACUAGAAUUGUUAAUAUUAAGUUUUCCUUUUUGGGGGAAAGAUAGAAAUAUUGACAUUAUGGAUGCAUAUUUUGAAGGAAUGGAAAAUCUUAAGGUUUUGGACAUUGAAGGAACAAGUUUCCUUCAACCAUUUUGGACACCGUUAAAGAACCUUCGAACGUUAUGUAUGUCAUAUUGUUGGUGUGAGGAUAUUGAUACAAUUGGGCACUUAAAGCAAUUGGAAAUUUUGAGGAUUAGUAAUUGUAGAGGCAUCACAGAAUUACCAACGUCUAUGAGUGAAUUGAAACAACUUAAGGUAUUAGUUGUGUCGCAUUGCUUCAAGUUGGUGGUGAUUCACACAAACAUUAUUUCAAGCAUGACCAAAUUAGAAGAGUUGGAUAUACAAGACUGCUUUAAGGAAUGGGGAGAAGAAGUAAGGUACAAGAACACAUGGAUUCCAAAUGCACAACUUUCAGAAUUGAAUUGUCUGUCACAUCUUUCUAUUUUAAGAGUACGUGUUUUGAAGCUUACCAUUCUCUCCGAGGCUUUGAGUUCACAAAUGUUGAAAAACCUAAGAGAAUUCUUUAUUUAUGUUGGUACCCAUGAGCCUAAGUUUCAUCCUUUUAAAUCAUGGUCGAGUUUUGAUAAAUAUGAAAAAAAUAUGUCCUUUAAUAUGAAAUCGCAGAUUGUUUCAGUCAACGGGACGAAACUUAGCAUAUUAUUAGAAGGAACUAAAAGGUUGAUGAUUCUAAAUGACUCCAAAGGUUUUGCAAAUGAUAUUUUCAAAGCAAUUGGAAAUGGUUAUCCCCUGUUGAAGUGUCUUGAAAUUCACGAUAAUUCAGAGACACCACAUUUGAGAGGAAAUGAUUUCACAUCUUUGAAGAGGUUGGUUCUUGAUAGAAUGGUGAUGUUGGAGAGUAUUAUUCCGAGGCAUUCUCCAAUAAAUCCUUUCAACAAACUUAAAUUCAUAAAAAUAGGAAGGUGCGAGCAGCUAAGGAAUUUUUUUCCACUCUCUGUUUUUAAAGGGCUUUCAAAUCUUCGACAGAUUGAGAUCUAUGAAUGUAAUAUGAUGGAGGAGAUUGUAUCAAUAGAAAUUGAAGAUCAUAUCACUAUUUACACUUCUCCUUUGACAUCUUUACGCAUCGAGCGUGUGAAUAAACUUACAAGUUUUUGCAGUACCAAAUCAUCCAUCCAACAAACAAUUGUUCCCUUAUUUGAUGAACGACGGGUUUCAUUUCCUGAAUUGAAGUAUUUAUCAAUUGGUAGAGCAAACAAUUUGGAGAUGCUAUGGCAUAAGAAUGGAAGUUCCUUUUCCAAACUUCAAACAAUAGAGAUUAGUGAUUGCAAGGAGUUGAGAUGCGUGUUUCCUUCAAAUAUAGCGACGUCACUUGUCUUUUUAGAUACAUUGAAAAUCUAUGGUUGUGAGUUAUUGGAAAUGAUAUUUGAAAUUGAAAAGCAGAAGACUUCGGGAGAUACAAAAGUAGUGCCAUUGAGAUACUUAUCUUUAGGAUUUCUAAAAAAUUUAAAGUACGUGUGGGACAAAGAUGUUGACGAUGUUGUGGCAUUUCCAAACCUAAAGAAAGUUAAGGUUGGUAGAUGCCCUAAGUUGAAAAUUAUUUUUCCAGCUUCCUUCACCAAAUAUAUGAAAGAAAUUGAAGAGUUAGAAAUGGUUGAGCCGUUUAAUUAUGAAAUAUUUCCAGUGGAUGAAGCAUCAAAGUUAAAAGAGGUUGCAUUGUUCCAAAGCUUGGAAACAUUGAGAAUGAGUUGUAAGCAGGCUGUAAAAGAGAGGUUUUGGGUUAUGUCAAAGUUCUUCAAACUCAAAAGUCUUGAAUUGUUUGGUUGUGAAGAUGGUAAAAUGAUUAGCUUGCCGAUGGAAAUGAAUGAAGUAUUAUACAGCAUUGAAGAAUUGACAAUUAGAGGAUGCCUCCAGCUGGUAGAUGUAAUUGGAAAUGACUAUUAUAUCCAAAGAUGUGCAAAUUUGAAGAAGUUAAAAUUGUAUAAUCUUCCGAAGCUUAUGUACGUGUUGAAGAACAUGAAUCAAAUGACUGCAACCACAUUCUCCAAGUUGGUUUAUCUUCAAGUAGGUGGUUGCAAUGGAAUGAUAAAUUUAUUUAGUCCUUCAGUGGCAAAGAAUCUAGCGAAUCUCAAUUCCAUUGAAAUAUAUGAUUGUGGAGAAAUGAGAACCGUAGUUGCAGCAAAAGCAGAGGAAGAAGAGGAAAAUGUUGAAAUUGUGUUCAGCAAGCUAACUGGUAUGGAAUUCCAUAAUUUAGCAGGAUUGGAAUGUUUUUACCCUGGAAAAUGCACACUUGAAUUCCCCUUAUUAGAUACGUUGAGGAUAAGCAAAUGCGAUGACAUGAAAAUCUUUUCAUACGGAAUAACAAACACUCCCACUUUGAAAAACAUCGAGAUUGGAGAACAUAACUCAUUGCCAGUAUUACCAACACAAGGGAUAAAUGACAUUAUCCAUGCUUUUUUCACAAUUGAGAUUGGAAGCCUCCAGGGUAUAAGAAAUCUGAAAUUGAGCUUGAAAUCAGUGAAGAAAGGCUUUCGACAGAAACCAGAAUCAUUCUCCGAACUCAAAAGUCUUGAACUUUUUGGUUGUGAGGAUGAUGACAUAGUUUGCUUGCCAUUGGAAAUGAAAGAAGUAUUAUACAAUACUGAAAAAAUUGAAAUAAAAAAUGGCCAUCAGCUGGUACAAGUGUUUGAAAAUGAAGAAUUAAGUAGAAGGAAUAAUGAUGAUGUUCAAAGAUGUGGAAAGUUGAAGAACUUAACAUUAAGUAAUCUUCCAAAGCUUAUGCAUGUGUGGAAAGAAAGUAGUGAAGUCACAACAAUUAGCUUUGAUAGUUUGGAAAAGAUCAACAUAAGGAAAUGUGAGAAUUUGAAGUGCAUAUUGCCAUCCUCAGUCACAUUCCUAAAUUUGAAGUUUCUUUGGAUCAGAGAAUGCAAUAAAAUGAUGAACUUGUUUAGCUCUUCGGUGGCAGAAACUCUGAGAAAUUUGGAGUCUAUUGAUGUAAGUCAUUGUAGUGAAAUGAGAUGUAUAGUUACACCAGAAGGAGGAGAAGAAGAAAAUGGUGAAAUUGUUUUCAAAAACCUGAAAAGUAUCAUCUUAUUUGGCUUACCAAGACUAGCUUGCUUUCACAACGGAAAAUGUAUGAUUAAGUUUCCAUCGUUGGAGAUAUUGAACAUAGGUUGUCGAAGGUAUGAAAUGGAGACAUUUUCACAUGGAAUACUAAGCUUCCCCACACUGAAAUCCAUGGAGAUAGAAGAAUGUGAAUUUAAAAUCUCACCAGGGCAAGACAUAAAUGUCAUUAUCAGAUCACAUUUUGCAAAUGACCCAACAGGAAAAUAAGGAAAGCAAGAUGAACAGUAGUGAAAGAUUAAUUCAAGCUAUUAAAGAUUUUUCAUCACACAGUACAAAGUAAGCUUCUCAAACACAACCUUAAUAAUUAUUAAUGUUAUAUGUAGGUGCUUCUUAAUUAUUUGUAGAGAUCAAUACAUUCAAUCAUAAGUUUACUUUUUCUAUUUUACUUUUACGCUUCAAUAUCCAUUCUCUCUUUUCUUGAGGAUUGAGAAUGGUCUUUGAUUAACAAAGUUUGGAAAGAGAGGUGUUUUAGAAAGAAAAUUGUUAAAUGAAAAAGAGAACUUAUAAAAUAUGCUAAAGAUUGUUUCUUAUUAUAGUAUGGGGAGUGUUGGAUUCAACAUCUCACCCAAAGAUUCACAGUACAAGUUAA
Molecule: messenger RNA, 5442 nt
Organism: Cucumis sativus (cucumber)
Lineage: Eukaryota; Viridiplantae; Streptophyta; Magnoliopsida; Cucurbitales; Cucurbitaceae
Product: probable disease resistance protein At4g27220
Exons: 6
Coding region: 162-5060 (1632 amino acids)
Molecular function (GO): ADP binding
Source: RefSeq, a predicted model, not a curated record